Pisolithus orientalis is the source of this 3834-nucleotide messenger RNA. RefSeq lists its product as uncharacterized. Gene Ontology annotation, molecular function: P-type calcium transporter activity; ATP binding; ATP hydrolysis activity. Gene Ontology annotation, biological process: manganese ion transport; calcium ion transmembrane transport; intracellular calcium ion homeostasis. Bases 239 to 3646 code for a protein of 1135 amino acids. The transcript is spliced from 13 exons. Gene Ontology annotation, cellular component: Golgi membrane; endoplasmic reticulum; plasma membrane. The record is from RefSeq and is a predicted model, not a curated record. NCBI's taxonomy places the organism in Eukaryota, Fungi, Basidiomycota, Agaricomycetes, Boletales, Pisolithaceae.
UGAUGAAUGUCUCCGAAGUCGAUGUUUUUUAACUCUUGAGGCUGUGCCUUCCGCCACGUGACCCGAAAAUACCUCUGUCAUCCUUACUGGGCAGCGACGGCAGGAGUGUCCAACGUACCGUAUUGGUGAACUAACGCGAGAUCGUCCAGGAUACAAGGGAUCGUGGUCCACCAAGUUAUUCGGCUCCGUCUACGACCGCGAACUUCAUCCUAGAGCGCCCGUGGGCUGGUUAUUUGCUAUGUCCAAAAAUCGACGCACUGCUUCCAGUCAACUCAGGCUCUCUCAUAUCCACAACGCCGCGACUACAAUGCCAGACAUCGCCGAGUUGUCUACUAUACCGGAGCCUUCCAUGGUCUCAACUUCCGCUCAUUCCAUUUUGCCUACGUUCGUAGCACCAUCUAGCCAAGCCCAAACUCCACUCCGACCGUCCUCACCACCCGCAUCAAGCUACUUUCCGACCGUCUCAGCCUCACAAAAUGGCGAACCGCAACCUGCGCCAGGUGCCUCAACACAUUUUGCAUACAGCACGACUCUCCGGAGACAUCAUCACGAACACAACCUCAGUAUACCAUUGCCCCCAAAAUUACCCCCCGGAGUCACAGCGGACGGACUAUGGCAAAGAAUUGUCAAGUUCGUGACCGGUCGACGUUCGUACGACGAUAAUCUGGAAGAGACUCACGUCCUCAUCGACCGAGAUCCGCAAGCCCUUCAGCGGGAGCGACGCAGGGAAACGCCUUCCGCGCGUUUUGCCCACUGGUCCGUAGAGAAAAUCCAUGUUACGUUAUUGCAACCGUUCUUGGAAUAUUCCUUAUUUGGAAAUUUCCUGACCAUGCUUGAACAGGAUACGGUUGCGCACUUCCGCUCAUCGAUCCAUGCUGGCCUCUCGGCAUCUUCCAUCUUGGCCUUGCAAGAAGUGCAUGGAUACAACGAAUUCUCCGUUUCGACACCUGAGCCCGCUAUCUUGAAGUUUGCAAAAAAUGUGUACGAGAGUCCACUCAUUCUGCUCCUUUGUGCCAGUGCCAUGAUCAGCGCAUUCAUGGGGAAUAUCGACGAUGCUAUCAGUAUUACCGUUGCUGUGGCAAUCGUCUUGACUGUUGGGUUUGUGCAGGAACAACGGUCCGAGAAAAGUUUGGAAGCAUUGAACAAGCUCGUUCCCCAUCACUGUCAUGUCAUUCGUGAUGAGCGAGAGGUGCACAUUCUAGCGAACGACCUGGUACCCGGUGACAUCGUUAAGCUCGCCACUGGAGAUCGCGUGCCCGCCGAUAUCCGCAUCAUGUCUGCUGUUGACCUUGAGAUAGACGAAAGUAGUUUGACGGGCGAAACUACUCCUCGUCUCAAGAGCUCUUACCCUUGUGAUUGGAAGAAUACCGACUCUUUCGGAGAUAGUGCGGAGGAUGUCGGCAAUGGGGCGGACAAACGGGAAUCUGUAUCCCUUGCUGAGAGAUCCUGCAUUGCCUACAUGGGAACACUAGUGCGGAAUGGGCGAGGUAGGGGCAUUGUUAUUGCCACCGGCACCGAGACGGAGUUUGGUGUGAUCUUUUCCAUGAUGCAAGAUGUGGAAGAAAAGCGUACUCCACUCCAACUCAACAUGGAUGAAUUAGCUAAGAAGCUCUCGAUGUUGUCUUUUGGUAUCAUUGGUGUCAUAUGCUUAAUUGGUGUAUGGCAGCAUCGACCGUGGUUAGAUAUGUUUACCAUCGGAGUGUCUCUGGCUGUGGCCGCUAUACCUGAAGGGCUGCCCAUCGUUACGACGGUUACGCUUGCACUUGGAGUGCUACGGAUGGCAAAGCGUAAGGCCAUCGUGAAAAGGCUUCAUUCUGUCGAGGCACUUGGUUCCGUUUCUGUCAUAUGUUCUGAUAAGACAGGUACAUUAACAAAGAACGAACAAACGGUGACGGAAAUCUACGUCGUAGACGACCAUGUCCAUGUUGAUAGCGUGGUGCCUUCCCUGCAACCUUCACCUGCCGUCCGGAAAACCCUGGAGAUAGGUUCAAUAUGCAAUAAUGCGUCUCUCUCCAGGGAUGAACACGGUGUUUAUGUUGGUCAAUCUACAGAUGUAGCUUUGUUGAAUGUCUUGUCGACAUUUAAUCUCCAUGACCAACGACAUACAUUUACUCGCCACUCUGAACGACCCUUCAACUCUGAGCAUAAAUACAUGGCUGUCAGCGGAGUGCACACCCAGAGUGCCUAUCAUGGCGUGCAUUUGCGGGAGCGGGAGACCUACUAUAUGAAGGGCUCCAUCGAUGCCGUGCUGGACAGGUGUAGAUUUUAUUAUGUCUCAGAAGGCUCCACACCUCCCCUGGACGCUAACACGCGUAACAUCAUUCUCAUGAGAGCUCAGAGUACUGCUUCAAGAGGCUUGCGAGUGCUCGCCAUGGCAUACGGCUAUGGAUCCAUGGACUCCACGAAGGGAGAUGCAGGAUCGUCUUUGCACAAUUCGCGAGCUCCCUCGAGCUUGCCAACUACACGCCCGCCCUCGCCAGAUGGAGAAAAGGCAAACCUGAUAUUCGUCGGUUUCCAGGCGAUGUUAGACCCACCAAGGAAAGGUGUUAAAGAUGCAAUCGGUCUGCUCCAGUCGGGUGGGGUUCAGGUGGUCAUGAUUACCGGCGAUGCAAAAGAGACUGCACUUGCCAUUGCACAGGACCUGGGUCUUCGGGUGGGUUUGGCCCACGGGCAAUUAGAUCGCUACUGUUUAACGGGGAAGGAUAUCGAUAUGAUGAGCAAGUCCCAGCUUGUUGAACGUGUCGGCAGCAUCAGCGUAUUUGCCCGCACGACACCGCGUCACAAAAUGGCUAUCGUCGAGGCUUUCCAGAGUCGGGGUGCUGUUGUCGCGAUGACUGGGGAUGGCGUUAACGAUGCCCCGGCGUUAAAGAUGGCUGAUAUUGGCGUGUCGAUGGGAAAGAGUGGCACUGAUGUAGCCAAGGAAGCUGCGGACAUGAUCCUCGUAGACGAUAAUUUCAGCACCAUUUUGCCUGCAGUAGAAGAAGGAAAAUCUAUAUUUCAUAACAUCCAGAACUUCUUAUCUUUUCAACUUAGUACCGCUGCUGCCGCACUGUCACUAAUAACCCUUAGUAUGGUUUUUGGAUACAGCAACCCGCUCAACGCUAUGCAAAUAUUAUUUAUCAACAUUCUUAUGGACGGUCCCCCAAGUCAAUCGUUGGGUGUUGAUCCAGUGGAUCCAGCUGUCAUGCGAAAACUCCCAAGAAAGAAGAACGAGCCCAUCCUAACCCGGCGCUUGCUAUACCGCGUCAUCUUCUCUGCGAGCACGAUUGUCAUGGGCACCCUGUUUGUCUACUUCAAAGCGUUAGGCGACGAGCAGGUCUCGAGGAGGGAACAAACCAUGACUUUUACGUGUUUCGUCUUCCUCGACCUAGUCUCAGCGAUACAGAACCGAGGGCUUGGUUGCGGGUUAUUCCAAAACCGUAUGCUCUUGUCGACUGUGUCCGUCUCGUUACUUGUGCAGCUGGCGCUGGUGUACGUUCCGUUCAUGCAGGCCAUUUUCCAAACGGAAGCACUUGGUCGAGGAGACAUGACAACACUCCUGUUGUUGGCUGCCAGCGCCUUCGUCUUGCACGAGGGUAGAAGGCGAUACGAGCGUUCGUCUGACGCAGACACUAUUUACAACAAUCUUAUGGAGAAUAUAGCAUGAUACUUAUAGAACUUCACUUCAUAGGGUUUGCCUAGCACAACCGGAGAUGUGUAGACUUGAGCAUACUACUAUAGAGACAUCAUUUGUCAUCUAUCACGCAUCGUCGGCUGAGCAACAUAACCACCUGUCUCCAACUUGCACGCUAUGGUUGCCAGUACAGGACGCCACUUUUGCUACAGUGAAUCUUA